Molecule: messenger RNA, 933 nt
Organism: Micropterus dolomieu (smallmouth bass)
Lineage: Eukaryota; Metazoa; Chordata; Actinopteri; Centrarchiformes; Centrarchidae
Product: myeloid-associated differentiation marker-like protein 2
Exons: 2
Coding region: 1-933 (310 amino acids)
Cellular component (GO): membrane
Source: RefSeq, a predicted model, not a curated record
AUGGAUUCACAGGGGGGACCAUACCUCAACAAGAGGGCCCUCUGCUCACCUCUGGGUGCGGCCCGCCUCUGCCAGCUAGCUAUGGGUUGUGCUGUGAUUGCAAUGGUAACCCACAGUGCCGGCUUCAGCGGUUCACACGGGGUGUUCUGUAUGGCGGCGUGGUGCUUCUGCUUCGCCAUGUCGGUUGUGGUGUUUUUCCUGGAUGCUACUCGUCUCUACAGUUGCCUGCCCAUAUCCUGGGACAACCUCACGGUCACGUGUGCUGCCUUCGCAACACUCAUGUAUGUGACAGCCUCUGUGGUCUACCCGCUCUUCUUUGUCCAUUCUGAGUGCCCCUACGCAGGCUGUGAUGUCCGAAAUUUCCGCAUCGCAGUGACCGUCUGCUCCAUCCUGGGUGCUCUGGCCUAUGGGGCUGAAGUGGCCUUGUGCCGUGCCAGACCAGGUCGCACCGUGGUGGGCUACAUGGCCACAGCCUCUGGCCUCCUAAAAGUUGUUCAGGGCUUUGUGGCCUUCAUCAUCUUUGGAGCUCUGGCUAACGGGAGCGAGUAUUCCCGUUAUGCUGCCACAAUCUACUGUGUUGUCGUGUAUGCUUUCUGCUUCACUCUGACCACGCUGGUGGUCAUAAUGACGGUGGGUGGACGGACAAAAGCUGUGCGCUGCAUGUCCUUUGACCGCUUCGUGGUGGUGUGCACCCUCCUGGAAGUCCUGCUCUACCUGAGUGCAUCAGUGGUGUGGCCGGUGUUCUGCUUUGACACAAAAUAUGGCUCUCCAUCAAGACCAUCAUCAUGCCCUCUGGGGAAGUGUCCGUGGGACAGCAAGGUGGUGGUGGCAGUAUUCUCCUUCGUCAACCUUGGACUGUAUGUGGCGGACCUAGUCUACUCCCAGAGGAUACGAUUUGUCUCCUCACAAAUGCCCACUAACUCACGAGUGUAG